AUGGUGGCCAUGAAGCAGCUGGCGCCCCACACCACGCCGCUCGCCCUGGCCUCCUGGCGGCUCAUCCCGGCCGGCGUGGCACUGCUCCUCUGGGCGGCCAGGGAUCGACGCCCCCAGCCCGCGACCCGCGAGGCCUGGGUCGCAAUCGCCCUCUUUGCGCUGGUGGACGGCGCUUGCUUCCAGGGCUUCCUGGCCGAGGGCCUGCAGCACACCUCUGCGGGCCUGGGCAGCGUGGUGAUCGACAGCCAGCCACUGACGGUGGCCCUGUUGGCCGCGCUGCUAUACGGCGAGCGGCUGACGGCGCUGGGGUACGCCGGGCUGCCGCUCGGCGUACUGGGCCUGGCCUUGCUGGAGAUCCCGCCCUCACUCUGGGCCUCGAGCGGCGGGGACUCCCUGGACGCCGCCGCCGCAGCCGACGCCGCGCUGGGGCCGGCGCUCAUGCUGCUGGCGGCACAGAGCAUGGCGGUGGGCACCAUCAUGAUGCGGUGGGUGGCCUCCAAGGCCGACCCCGUGGUGGCCACCGGCUGGCACAUGAUCCUGGGUGGGCUGCCCCUGGCGGCACUGGCGCUGGCACGCGAGGGCGGCGACCUGCCGGCUCGCCUGAUCGCCGCGACACCCAGCGACGCGCUGCUGCUGGCCUACGUCACGCUGCUCGGCUCCGCGGCCAGCUACGGCGUCUUCUACCUGCUGGCCUCGCGGGGGAACGUCACCUCCCUGUCCUCCCUCACCUUCCUGACCCCCAUGUUUGCCGCGGCGGGGGGGUUCAUCUUCCUGGGGGAGACCCUGACUCUGCAGCAGCUGGUGGGUGCGGGGUUGACCCUGGGCGCCGUGGCACUCAUCAGCCUGAACGGCAAGGAGAGCCAGGAGUGA
Molecule: messenger RNA, 870 nt
Organism: Auxenochlorella protothecoides
Lineage: Eukaryota; Viridiplantae; Chlorophyta; Trebouxiophyceae; Chlorellales; Chlorellaceae
Product: putative transporter
Exons: 3
Coding region: 1-870 (289 amino acids)
Cellular component (GO): membrane
Source: RefSeq, a predicted model, not a curated record